Molecule: messenger RNA, 1476 nt
Organism: Fusarium sp. VM40
Lineage: Eukaryota; Fungi; Ascomycota; Sordariomycetes; Hypocreales; Nectriaceae
Source: the annotation of a GenBank genome assembly
AUGACGACAAAGAACGUCCUCCUGCUUGUUGCAGAUGAUCUAGGCAAACAACUAGGCUGUUACAGCCAUCCCCAGGUCAAAACACCAAAUAUCGACAAGCUUGCUUCAGAAGGUGUCAGAUUUGACAACGCGUUUGCAAGUACUGCCUCAUGCAGCGGAAGUCGCUCUACCAUCUACACUGGACUCCAUACCCAUCAGAAUGGACAAUAUGGCCUCAACAGUGGAAAGCAUCACUUCAUGACCUUUGACCACAUUGAGUCCGGGCCAACUAUUCUGGCUAGAAAUGGAGUGAGAACAGGAAUCAUUGGAAAGAUUCACGUUGGACCUGAGGCUGUCUAUCCAUGGGAGUGGAAAGCUGAGAGCUUGACAAGGGACGUGUGGUGGUCGUCCCAAAAGGCCAAAGAAUUUUUCACCGCAUCAAAGGGCGAUGGGAGGCCUUUUGUGUUGACUGUGGGAUAUCAUGAUCCUCAUCGUGAUCGCACUCGUGGCGGUUUUGGUAACGACGAGCCUGUCGACGACCGGAUUCAAAGUGUUGAGUACCGCCCUGAAGACAUGGCUAUUCCUGACUUUUUGUCCAAUACCGCUGGGGCCAGGCAAGAACUUGCGGAAUAUGCAAAGGCCAUUAGUCGCUUAGAUCAGGGAAUUGGCUUUAUCCUUGAUGAGCUUGAGAACUCUGGUUUUGCGUCAAACACGUUGGUUAUUUUUAUGAGCGACAAUGGACCUCCGUUUAUGAACUCAAAGACAACACUAUACGACGCAGGUAUUCAGCUGCCUCUGAUAGUCAAGCAGCCCGGUUCGAAAGCCUCUCUCAACACCAACCUAGUAUCUUAUGUCGACAUUUUGCCUACAAUAUUGGACUGGACGCUUGGUCAAGCUGCUGCAGAGGCCAAGAAGCCGCUAUCGGGUCGAUCUUUCCUCAACAUGUUGCAUCAGGAAAAGGAUCUUGAUACAUGGGACCACGUCUUUGGCUCUCAUACGUUUCAUGAGUCUACCAAUUAUUGGCCCACUCGCUACAUACGAACCCGUCGCUACAAGUAUCAUCGCAACAUCGCUUGGAGACUGGACUUCCCAUUUGCAAACGAUAUCUAUGGAUCGCUGACUUGGGAAGAUAUUCGUAACUCAGAGGACAGCCCUAAAAAGAUUGGCCAACGAAAUCUCAAAGACUACUUUUUUCGCCCAGCUGAGGAAUUGUACGAUCUAAAGAACGACGAGCAAGAAGUGGUGAACCUGGCCCGAGACCCUGAAUACCAAGCUAUCCUGCAGGAACUCAGAGAUAGGCUGGAGGCUUGGCAGCGGAGGACGAAUGAUCCUUGGCUUUAUCGUGAUGGUAUCUCUAUACUGUUGAAUAAACAUCACCUUGAUGCUGGUUUGGAAGUUCCCAAUAAUUGGGAUCUUGAUGUUGAACAUCCUGAGACAAAGGGAAAUGUUACAAAGUACAAGAAUUUGCCGUUUGGUAUCGCGGGAACAAGAGACUAG